Molecule: messenger RNA, 1109 nt
Organism: Anopheles gambiae (African malaria mosquito)
Lineage: Eukaryota; Metazoa; Arthropoda; Insecta; Diptera; Culicidae
Exons: 2
Coding region: 272-781 (169 amino acids)
Source: RefSeq, a predicted model, not a curated record
CGUUCAUUGAUGUCCAACCCGGGUCAGUCGUCGGUAGCAUUGGGCACGAGCGGUGUUUUGCGGUGAUAUAUGUGAGCAAGCAUUAGGCGUAUUAGGCGUCAUCAACAGUGGUUUGAGCAUUUUGCUGGUGGUUGAGGCAGCCGAAUUGGGAGCAGUGAAUAAAUCGGAUUAGCAUAAGCAAUAAAAGUGCCACCAGUGUCGUCGGUUCGGAGUGAGUGAAGGACAUUGUUGUGUUUUGCUGCGAAAAAAAAACCCCAUAAACUCCAGGAAAAUGAAACUGUUCGGAAGUAGCAGCACGUUGCUGGUGAUGCUGAUCAUUGGAUUGGUGUGGAGUGAACAGCUGGAGGAGCAGGACAGCGACACCAACGAUCUGGAAACGGCAGAAUCGGCCUUCCACAUCGACCCAAAGACGGUGAUUUUCACCGGGCUGGCCGGUAUCGGGGCACUGGUGGUGAAGGGCUUGGCGCUGGGCAUUGGUGGCGGUAAGCUGCUUCUGCUGGCCAAACAUGCCGGCAACUCGCACAGCAGCUCCGGCUGGGACGAUUCCUCCAAGUCGUACUCAUCGCACCCGUCCUACCCGACGUACAAGUCGUACUCGAGCAGCUACUCGUCCUCGUACGAGGCGAAACCAACGUCGUACACUGGCAGCCUGAAGGUGUCCGGUUCGCUGACGCCGGUGAGUUCCAAAUCUUCGUCCGACUCGUCGAGCUCGUCCACGGCCGCACCGACCAAGACGAGCCUCUCGCUUGACGAUGGUGAUGAUGCACUGCCUGAAAACUGAGUUUCAAAAUUUCAGGUUCAUUAGCAGCGGGCUGGCUGGCUACUGCCUGGCGAACGGCGUUGUUGAGGCUGAGAGUAUCUCCUUUUUUUGGCGAACGUUGUGAGCAAAAUUCUGGACAGAUCAGGGCGUGGAAAGAAUAGGGGGGGGAAGGCGAUGCAAGGCAGGCGUUACAAAAGCCUAAACCAAACUAAAUCUGCUUUGUUUAGUAGUGCCUAUUUGUCUAAGGUUUACUAUUUUCUGGGGAAUAUACACCUAUUUAUAAGCUUUCAUCGAUCAUAUUGUGAUACUUUGCUCAUCUGAUUAAACCGGUUUCCAUUGUAUUAAGCAA